Messenger RNA from Cooperia oncophora, 450 nucleotides. NCBI's taxonomy places the organism in Eukaryota, Metazoa, Nematoda, Chromadorea, Rhabditida, Trichostrongylidae. The record is from the annotation of a GenBank genome assembly.
AUGAAAGCCAUCCACCUCGUCAAAUCGCUGAAGAUACGGAAGAAGUUGCCCGCGGUUCGUGAAAAAGUAGAGAGCUAUUGGGCGACCAGUACGAACAGCACUUUUCCUUCUACUGUAUCGGAGACACCGAUCAUACUGGACAGCAUGAAGCGCUCAUCAGUUUCGCUGACAGCUUGGCCAAGGGAUCCAUUCAAGAAAAAGGUAUCCUCCCGUGCUUCCGUAAAAGAAUCAAGUGAGUCGUCUGAAGAAGAUAGCGAGGAAUUGACAUCUGAAGAAGAGCUGUUUGAAAGAAGAGAGGCGUACAUCAAAGAACUCAAGCGCCGUAUCCCAUGUAAGCCGGACUGCGAUAGUCGAUUCUACCCGCACUGUACAGCAGAAUGUAAAUGCGACUAUCUCUAUCCAGCAGUUCAACGAUUUCUGGCAAUCCUCCACCAAUGCCCCUUUUCCUGA